Molecule: messenger RNA, 2700 nt
Organism: Aureobasidium vineae
Lineage: Eukaryota; Fungi; Ascomycota; Dothideomycetes; Dothideales; Saccotheciaceae
Source: the annotation of a GenBank genome assembly
AUGGGGAAUUCAGCAGGCUGCAUCGCAUGCCUCAUGUCAGCAUCUCCCUCCAACUCUCACAGCAAUGAAGCUGUCGAGGCCGAGUCCAGUCGCAAUCCAUACGAGUCGCCAUACGUCGAGUCUCCGGUCGACGACAACCGUGAUGGUGACCUAAACACGCACCUCUCGUUCAAGUCCAACGUCCGAACCUCGUCUGCAUAUCUACCCUCGCCCCUGUCGACCAGCCGUAGCCCGUCCCCUGCGUAUGGUCACACAUCGCAUCUACAACAGCGCCGUGUCAGCUCGCGUUCUCCCGUCCAGCCCACUACUGCCAACAUCCUCUCCUACCUCAACACUCCGGCCGUCGCACAAGAUGCAAAAGACCCCUCAGCUCUAGACUGGUAUGUCGAGGGUCCAGGUCGCCGUGUUGGCUACGACAACCUGACUGCCAUCGACUGGAUAUUUGAAUACGCAAAAGAAAGACAACGCUUGAGAGUGCUGCGAUCCAACGCAGUUGGCCUGUUAGGAUACUUUCAACUACUCGCCGACAACAGUCAGACUUGGAUCAUCUUGGUCGCUACUGGAAUCGCUGUCGGUACUAUUGCUGCUGCCAUCGACAUCACCAGUGGCUGGUUGGGCGACCUCAAGGUUGGCUACUGCAGUAACGUCAAAGACGGUGGAAAGUUCUAUCUGAACAGUGCUUUCUGUUGCUGGGGUCAAAAAGACUAUCAAUCAUGUCCGGACUGGCAGUCAUGGAGUCAUGGAAUGGGUGUCACAUCUAGCGCUGGCAGCUGGAUUAUCAACUUUGUUUUGUACCUUGGCUACUCGGUCUUGUUUGCUUCUGUCGCUACAUGUCUCGUCACUAGAUUCUCAUCAUAUGCCAAGCAAAGUGGUAUACCCGAGAUCAAGACUGUACUUGGAGGGUUCGUAAUUCGUCGCUUCAUGGGCAUCUGGACCUUGGUCACCAAGUCUGUCGGCCUAUGUCUUGCAGUGGCUUCUGGUUUGUGGCUUGGCAAGGAGGGCCCGCUUGUUCAUGUCGCCUGCUGUUGCGCCAAUCUGUUCAUGAAGCCUUUCGAAAGUAUCAACAGCAAUGAGGCUCGUAAGCGUGAGGUCUUGUCCGCCGCUUCUGCUUCUGGAAUCUCGGUCGCUUUCGGUGCACCCGUUGGUGGUGUACUGUUCAGUCUCGAGUCUCUCUCGUACUACUUUCCCGACAAGACCAUGUGGCAGUCGUUUGUCUGCGCCAUGAUUGCCGCCUUCACUCUCAAGGCAGUCGAUCCCUUUCGUACUGGCAAGACCGUGCCAUACUCUGUGACGUAUCAUACUGGCUGGCACGGUUUCGAAAUGGUUGCAUACGCCAUAAUCGGUGUACUUGGAGGCCUCUAUGGCGGGCUACUAAUCAAGCUGAACAUGCAUCUGGCGGCACUUCGAGACUCACCUCGUUACCCACUAAAGGGUAGACCCAUACUAGAGGUCUGCAUAAUCACCAUCGCCACUUCUGUCAUCGCCUUUCCCGUCACCUUUCUGCGCGCUCAAGCUUCUGAAUUGGUCUACUACCUCUUUGCAGAGUGCAAAGACAUUCAGUCUGACCCUCUUGGUCUAUGCAAGAGUGGAAUCGCCAACACUGGAGUCAUCUUCUUGCUGCUCAUUUCAGCCAUUAUCGGCUUCUUCUUCACAGCCUUGACCUUUGGUCUUCAAAUCCCCGCCGGAAUCCUACUGCCAUCAAUGACCAUUGGCGCCCUUUAUGGCCGUGUCAUAGGUCUCAUCGUCGAAGUCUGGCAAAGCGAACAUCCUAAGUGGAUCGUUUUUGCUUCUUGCGAGCCCGACGUUCCAUGCAUUACUCCUGGGACUUAUGCCAUUGUCGGAGCAGCUUCUGCUCUUGCUGGCGCAACCAGAAUGACUGUUUCCAUUGUGGUCAUCAUGUUCGAACUUACCGGUGCUCUUACUUACGUCCUUCCCAUCAUGAUCGCUGUCAUGAUUGCGAAAUGGGUUGGUGACGCGCUGGGCAAACGCGGUAUCUACGAAGCCUGGAUCGCGUUCAACGAAUACCCAUUUCUCGACAACCGCGACGACAGACCUAUCCCUGAUAUCCCAGUCUCGCAGAUCAUGACAAGACUGGAAGAUCUAGUCACCAUUACUGCUGAGGGCAGCACAAUCGAAUCUCUGGGCAACUUGCUCAAGGAAUACUCGUACAGGGGUUUCCCAGUAAUCUCGAAUUCUCACGAUGCGAUAUUACUUGGUUAUAUCUCAAGAACGGAAUUGUCUUUUGCUUUGACCUCCGCAACCACGACGAGAAACCUGCCACCACAUACCCAGUGCUUCUUCUCCCAUCAACCUCUUGCCGAUGUAGAACAUACCCUCGACCUCCGCCCUUGGAUUGACCAAACACCCAUAACCCUAAACUCAGCCAUCGGAUUAGAGUUGUGUGUCAACUACUUCCAACGGCUAGGACUUCGAUACCUAGGCUUCUGCGAUAGAGGUGUUUUGAAAGGUUUGCUUACCAAANAAGAUGUUUGGUUCGUUGUCAAUGGAGGAGACGAGAGUGGAGGGAGGGUUGCUGGAGCUAGAGAGGAUGAGGAUGCGCAUAGGAGGGUUAGAGGUAUUGGGAGUGGUGUGCUCAGAGAAGGCGAUGAAGGUGAAGAGAGGGGAUUGCUGUAUGAAGGUAGAGGUGGUGCCAGUGAAGAGCAUGAUGUUGAUCUAGGCGAUGCUAGAGGACCGGCAUGA